Molecule: messenger RNA, 1397 nt
Organism: Vanessa atalanta (red admiral)
Lineage: Eukaryota; Metazoa; Arthropoda; Insecta; Lepidoptera; Nymphalidae
Gene: Csp
Product: dnaJ homolog subfamily C member 5
Exons: 2
Coding region: 143-748 (201 amino acids)
Biological process (GO): regulation of neuromuscular synaptic transmission
Cellular component (GO): type Is terminal bouton
Source: RefSeq, a predicted model, not a curated record
UUAUCUGUCCGUGUCCAUUGUAAAUUCGUAAAAAAGGCAAAGAUUGUGAACAAGAUCGGUUUAAUGAUUUUCGUGUGUGAGUAAUAAUUAUUCAUCGUAACAUCUUUACCUAGUUAUCUAAUUGGAAAAUAGAAGUUGAAAUAUGGACAAAAGGAAAUUAUCAACUGCGGGCGAUAGCCUGUAUCAAAUACUGCAGGUACCCAAAACUGCAACCGCCGAUGAUGUCAAAAAAAGUUAUCGUAAAUUAGCAUUGAAAUAUCACCCGGAUAAAAACUCAAAUAAUCCAGUGGCAGCGGAAAAGUUUAAAGAGGUGAAUCGUGCUCACAAAAUAUUAAGUGACGCUACAAAGAGAAAUAUCUAUGACAACUAUGGCUCCCUCGGAUUAUACAUAGCUGAGCAAUUUGGAGAAGAAAAUGUCAACUUCUACUUCACUGUAACUAGUCCUUGGUGCAAAGCCCUUCUCGUUAUUUGUUGUAUUUUGACGGGAUGUUACUGCUGCUGCUGUCUUUGCUGUUGUUGUAACUGCUGCUGUAACAAAUGUAAACCGCGACCACCAGAAGAGUCUGGUGAUUACCAUACUCUUGAACGUGACGAUUCAGACGGGAUACAUCCGGUGACGAUGCAGCCAGGUGGUGAAGGUCGUCCGUCCGGUGAACAGGCGCCACCCAUCGCCAUGCCGGCGCCGGCUCCGGGCGUAUCCGAAAACACGGGUCUCAACACAGGGAGCAGUAUUCCAAAAUACACAUGAAGUAUUUACAGCUAGUCUAACGUUAAUUGUAAGAGAAAUGAGGAACUGACUACUUAUAACCACCAACAUGCCAGCUUCUUACAGUUGUAAGCGUAAAAUAAUUUUAUGUUUACGUUUUUUUUUUUAUAAUUGUUUAUUUAAGUAUUGGUUUAAUGUUAUUUGUUAUUUAAUACUUACUAGUUUAAAAUCUGUGCCAUCGUUCGCGGCAAUUUUAUGGCAAAGAUAGUUAACUACGCUAUGAGCCUUUUUGAAUUUUAUGUUUUUGUACACCUUUUUUUUGUUAUUUUGGUAAUUAAAACGUUAGUAAAUAUUAUAAUAAAAAAAUGGCCAGGUUUGAAUAUAACAAAACUCAUAAUUUUAAUUAAUUUAAUAUAAUAUUUAUCGUUUGUAACCUGUUUUAUCCUGCGUUAUUUAAAAAUAAAGAACUACGAAUUUGAAGUUAAAAGAAUAGGGCUUUGGAAUACUGCCACUUUUUAGACUCGGCCUAGUUUCUUUGCCUUGUUAUUUAUUGAUUCCAUUUUAAGGUCAAGUAUUCACAAAUGAGAUAUUACUAAAAUAAUACUGCUAAUAUAAUAAUAUUACAAUUAUUAUAAUUCAUUGAACACAUGAUAUAAAAAUAAUGUAUAUUGGCACAUUAAAAAAUUGCUUU